Molecule: messenger RNA, 2693 nt
Organism: Mercenaria mercenaria
Lineage: Eukaryota; Metazoa; Mollusca; Bivalvia; Venerida; Veneridae
Product: rhomboid-related protein 2-like
Exons: 10
Coding region: 287-1456 (389 amino acids)
Cellular component (GO): membrane
Molecular function (GO): serine-type endopeptidase activity; calcium ion binding
Source: RefSeq, a predicted model, not a curated record
AGAAGAUUGGAUUUCCGAGUGCCCUAUUAUAUACAAUGAAGAUGAUAAAUUUUAUAUUCGAGUGUAGAAUUAUAGCGCAUAUUCAAAUAAAAAAAAAAAGCUUAGUACAAAUACUUAAGUAUUUUUAGGAUGAUUAAAUUUGAGGUUAACAUCUGAACAGAUUGUGAGCGGACGUAGGUUUAAAAGGUUAAUGUAAACAAGGAAGUUUUAUACAAUAAUUUGAUGGAUAUUUACAGCAAGAACGGAAGGCGGACUUGAAUUAAGAUCCAGUGAGAGACCAGCGAAGAUGAUUGCUUCCGGUUGUUGUGGCUGUUGCGGUUACAAGCAAAGGCGUAAUCUGCAGCGACAGGCCACUGUAGCACAGGAGGAAAGUUUCAAACUUGAAAUGGAACAUCUGUUUGAAAAUCAUGGCAAUGAAGGUAUCAGAUUGGCUGAGCUGGAAACAGAACUGGCAGAAUCAGACCUCGGCACUGUUAUACCCAGAAAGAAACUACAGAAGCUGCUGACUAAAGCAGAUACAGACAGAAACUCAUAUAUCACCUACGCUGAGUUUAUGAAUAUGUACUUCACGUCGAGCCAGCUGACAAAGUCUGAGAAAACAGCCAUGAGAAGAUUUGUUGGAGCUGCCAUCUACAAUAUCAUUCCAAAGUUCAUGAGGGAGGAUUUUCUGCGGAAUUACACGUGUAGACCUCCGCCUAUCUUCAUGGUGAUCAUCAGUAUUUUAGAGAUUUGUGCCUUCAUAUAUUUUUCCGUUGUUAUAUCCCGGAAAGGCGGAAGUGUCACUGCUUUUGCUGGUUUGCCUUUAUACGAUCCACUGACGUACAAACCUCACAGGAGAUACGAGGCCUGGAGAUAUCUAACCUACAUGUUUGUUCAUCAAGGGUAUGUCCAUCUACUAAUUAAUUUAUUAUUUCAACUGUUACUUGGUCUGCCAUUAGAGAUUGUACAUAAGUGGUGGAGAUUGAUGAUUAUUUAUUUUUGUGGAGUGAUUGGGGGCUCCCUAGCUCACUCAGUGACAGACUAUAAUGUUAACCUUGUGGGGGCAAGUGGCGGGUGCUAUGCAAUCAUUGGUGCUCAUCUGGCUUCAGUAAUAGUCAACUGGAAAGAGAUGAAUUAUAAAUGCAAGGAGUGCGAGAAUCCUAUCCGAGUGAUGGCAAGUGCACCAUUUCGACUGGUCAUACUGCUGUUGUUAGUGGCUUUGGAUACAGGAACUGCUGUGUACAGACGAUUCUAUGAUCCAGAUGUCGGAAAAGUUGGGAUAUCUGCUCAUGUUGGUGGGCUUCUAACUGGUCUGAUGUUGGGUAUAACAGUCAUGAAGAACAUAAAUAUUCUCUCAUGGGAGAAGAAAGUUGGGUGGGUCGCGCUGUCUGUGUAUAUUGCUGCUGUGAUUUUCUGUAUUCUCUUUAACGGCCUUUAUAAACAGUACCCUGAAACUGAUUGGUCGCCAUGCUGCUGACAUUAAGAGUUUCUCACCAUCCUACAGGUCUUCGAUUGGUUGACCGACAGAAAUAUCAGACGGUCGUCAUGACAUAGUGACUUUCCAGCUAAAUUUCAAAACGUGAUGGUUGCUGUAAUGAUGGUGUCGAUACUCUGGUCGUCAUGCCACUGACGCCCCUUGACCAUACAGUUGAAACAGGCCAUGUAUUACUGGCAUUGAGACUGACUAAUUUUCACGUAAAUGAUCACUUGAUAGAACUGACUAUAAUUGGUUUAAACAACAUUUUAUUCAUAUAAUAAUUAUAUACAUUUACAACAUGAAACGCUACAUAAUUAAAUCAUAAAGGAUUGAGUAGAAAGCCAAGCUUAAUUGAAACUCUCUCCUACGGACUAUAAUUAUGCUACAGACGUAGUACUCAAAGUAUCACAGUCACCUUCAAGCUAACGUCUAAAUAUUUGUCGCUGGCGUCGUAAUGUGUAAAUACUGUUGAAAAAUGGCGUUAAACCCAAAACAAACAAACAAACAUCAGCUUCUUUACUGCUGGUCCUUUUACAUUUCCUUUCAUCUUCUCGUAAACAUCGUCAUCAUGCAGUUGACUUCUAAAUAUUUUUAAAUACAGUCGUCUCUUAAAGUAUUGACGCAUUAGGUACAAACUAAGUAAGACUGUAUACCUCAGUCGUAUUAUAUUUUAUGCAUAUUGAUGAAAUUAAUGUGUUUUAUCAGUGAAUUGUUGUCAAUAUCUUUCACACAUUAGUUUUGGUUGGGUUUUUUUGGUUUCUUGUCCAUAUAUUAGCAUAAAGUAAAAGAAAAUUUGUUAGGCUUUUUAGAAAUUUGAAAUGUAUCUUGUAAAUGUAUAUUUCUCAGUCCGUUACAUUCCUUAUUCACAAAAAUUAAACAAAUUUUCCCCAGUAAAUUUACAUUCCCGCUACAAAAAGAAAGACGUUAUUUUUGCUGCCUGUCUGAAUGUUCCGCUGUCAUCAUGAGACAUGACAACCUAUAUUGACCUUUUGGUUGCUAGGGUCAACAUUUUCACAUACAAUCUAGUUUUGUGUGUCAUACUGACAGCCUUGCCAGCUCCUUUUGCGUUUAUUCCAUUACUAUUUUUAUGGUUCGACACCCAUAAUUUUAUAUAUGCAAAUCAAAAUAAUUAUCAUAAUUCUGUUAUAACAUUUCAGAUAAUAUGUAUAUAUAUAUAUAUUUAUAUAUAAUGCUCAAAUAUUAUUUUCAGAUUAAUAUUAAAAGAUAUCGUGUUAUA